AUGUCUGACCAUAUCUUCUAUAUUUACUCAAACCUGUCCUCUGUUCCCUGGGAGGGCAGUGCAACAGCAGCAGUUGCUCCCGUUUCUCCUCCUACACCUGGUCUCUACCAUGUCCUCUAUCGAGGGUGUGGAGAAAAGCAGUUGGGCCGGCAUGUGGAGACAUACUGCCUGGUUGGUGGUUACCGGGUCUACGGAGAUGUACCUUUGGCCACGCCAGCAAAUGUGGAAGCAGAGAAGCCAGUUGCCAGACGUGCUCCCAAGGGAAAGCACGCUCCGAAAAGGUCGGAUUGCGACCUGCGUUUCUCCAGACCCACAGUCCGGCGAUUGUAG
This is a messenger RNA of Lagenorhynchus albirostris (white-beaked dolphin), 330 nucleotides long. Its product is annotated as DPEP2 neighbor protein-like. The transcript is spliced from 2 exons. NCBI's taxonomy places the organism in Eukaryota, Metazoa, Chordata, Mammalia, Artiodactyla, Delphinidae. The record is from RefSeq and is a predicted model, not a curated record. Bases 1 to 330 code for a protein of 109 amino acids.